AGGGUUUUCGUUCUCAAUUUCUCACGAUCGUUCCAGUUCCACGACCAUGGUUCCCAUUAGCGCUUCAAUCCAAUCUCCUUCUGCGCCAUCAUUUCGCGUUCAAUCCAUGCAUCAAUGCAGGUUUUAGAUCACAUUCCACUCUUCAAGUAUCUCUUGGCUUCAGUAUCUCCACCCAGAUUUCAACGAUGUUCAAAUCAAAUCUAACACAACUUGUCCUCGCAAACAUCUUACUAGUUGAGCUUCAUUUUUCGGUGCUAAAUCGAUAAAUUGUUUGUUGAUUUUGUUUAUUUUCUCAACUCGUUGAAUCUGUGAUGUGUUUGUUGUUUUUCCAAUUCUAGGUUUUUUUGUGAUUUGUGUUGCUGUUGUGGUGGUUGAAAAGCAUGUGGAAAUUGACAAGUUUUUUCAGUUCUAGAUAAGGCAAAAUAAUGUUGUUUUCAGCUGAUUAUCUUAUGUAUUGUUCAAUGGUUUCAUUCUCAAUUUCAGCUUAUGCUUUCCCGCUUUGUACAAAUUCAGUUUUCCGAAGCACUAACUUCAAAUGACAGUGUAUUCAUGCUUCGGUUUCAACUGCGAUUGGGGAUGCAUUUGUCUAUAUCUUACAACAAUAUAAGGGUUUAUAGGCUGCAAUAGUGAGAAUUGGUCUAAUAGAGAUGUUAGUGUUUUCAAAGUUGUUUCAAUUUGUUAAAGAAAAAUGAAUUAUAAUGGUAGUCCAUCAAUCUUAGACCAAUUACAAUGGUAGUCCGACUACACACAUAGUAAGUCAUAACCAGUAAAAUGAAUUGUUUAAGUUUUUGUUUGUACUUAUUAACACUUUGCUUGUGAGACGUUAAGCAUUUGUGUUUUUAUUGUGAUAGGCAACACAAAGAAAAGGAAAGCAGUACAGCAACCACCAUGAGAUGGUUCAGGGUGGUUUCUCAUCACUUGUUAGAUCAUUGAGAAAUCGAUGCAUUGACUUGCUCACGGAGAUUGAAGCUCGUUUGGAUUUUGAAGAUGAGAUGCCGCCUAUAGAUUUGAAUGGGAUUAUGGACAAAAUACAACAUAUGUCACAAGAUGUUGAGAAUGCAUUGGAAACGGCAAAUUAUGAUAAGCUUCUGCAAUCUGGAUUACAGAGAGAAAGUGGUGGUUCCCGUGACGAAACCGUACGUAACGUUUGAAGGUGAAGGAAGAGAAGUGACAGUGAUAGAAUGGCAUGAUAGAGCGAGUGAUCCUGGUCCAAAUGGACAACAGCUACAGACUUAUAGAACUGCUUUUGUUACCGUUUUCGCUAUAAAAAGCAUAUACUUUGAUAGAUAAACUUACUGAGUUCUAUUUCUUUUGUAAUUUGUAGAGAAAGGAAAAGGGUGCAGAUCCAUCAUUGACCGAGUUCUAUUUUUUUUUUCAUUUUGACUUGGUUGUAAUUUGGAUUGUAUUAUCUUUUUAACUUGGUUGACAAAUGAUUAGUAAUAACUUGAUUUUUUGAA
This is a messenger RNA of Vicia villosa (hairy vetch), 1457 nucleotides long. RefSeq lists its product as uncharacterized. The coding region runs from base 894 to 1151 and encodes 85 amino acids. The transcript has 3 exons. The record is from RefSeq and is a predicted model, not a curated record. Lineage: Eukaryota; Viridiplantae; Streptophyta; Magnoliopsida; Fabales; Fabaceae. Gene Ontology annotation, cellular component: cytosol; cytoplasm. Gene Ontology annotation, biological process: tRNA wobble uridine modification; tRNA methylation.